Cydia fagiglandana is the source of this 1975-nucleotide messenger RNA. Its product is annotated as protein nubbin-like. Gene Ontology annotation, biological process: regulation of DNA-templated transcription. The transcript is spliced from 8 exons. Gene Ontology annotation, molecular function: DNA binding; DNA-binding transcription factor activity, RNA polymerase II-specific. Lineage: Eukaryota; Metazoa; Arthropoda; Insecta; Lepidoptera; Tortricidae. The coding region runs from base 189 to 1667 and encodes 492 amino acids. The record is from RefSeq and is a predicted model, not a curated record.
GCCCAGUGUUUUCAGUGAGACAGCCAGCCGCAGCCUGACCCGUGCACGCCAACUGGACCCGACCAGCAUCGCGCAGCCACCGCCGACAUAAACAAAUAGUGCAACCCCUACUCGCGUAACCGUCACUUUGACAGCUCGAUUCUUUAGCGGCUUUGAUCCCAUUCUUCACGACCCCUGCCGCGAGUUGUAUGUCUCUGGGGCCAGAUUUGCGCGCUCCAUUAUUGUCAUUCGUCCGACCCCAUCGUUAUACAAAUUUAAACCGAUAUCAAAUGUUUGACACAACAUUAAACGUGCUGACCCUUGGCAGCAGGUUUACAGUGUCGGCGCGCGGUGACGUUAGCAGCUACUUCAACACACAAAUGGUGCUCGACCUUAACGAAGAGUCGGGCGAGCUCAUCAAAUCGCCCUCCCCGCCGCCCAGCCACGAUGGGUCGGCGAGCGGCGAGGGCGAAGGCGAGGGCGAGGCGAGCGGCGACGAGCGGCCUCCGUCGCCGCCGCGCGCGCCGUCCGCGCCCCUCCCUCACCCCUCGCACCCUCACCACCCCGCGCACGCCCAUCACCACGCGCACGCGCUGCCGCUGCCGCUGCACGCGCCGCAGCCGCCGAAUGUAUUCGGUGGCAGCGGCGCGGGCUCGGCGCUGGCGCAGCUCCAACACCUCCUCCUCACACAGCACGGUGCGCAUUCGCUACUGUUACACACACAGGUACAGCAAGCAGUGGCGCAGGCGGCGGCGCAGCAGCUGCAGCAGCUGCAGGCGCGCGCGGCGGCCGGCGCGCACGCCGCGCACGCGCACCUCGCGCCCGACCGCACCAUCGACCUGCACGAGGGUCGGUCACCAAGUCCUCGGCGCACGCCUCCCGGCGCAGGCGCGUUCCUGACGCCGAUGACGCCGGGCUCCGGCCGCGCGCGCUCGCCGCUCCACGCGCACGCGCACGCGCACACGCCCCUGCACGCGCACGCUCACAAGCCGCGAGCGCUCGAGCCCGCCGCCGACGACACUGCUGACCUUGAGGAGCUGGAACACUUCGCGAAGACCUUUAAACAGCGCAGAAUCAAGCUCGGAUUCACUCAAGGUGACGUGGGUCUAGCAAUGGGCAAGCUUUACGGGAACGACUUUUCCCAAACGACGAUCUCGCGCUUUGAGGCGCUGAACCUGAGCUUCAAAAACAUGUGCAAGCUGAAGCCGCUUUUGCAAAAGUGGCUGGAAGACGCAGACUCGUCGCUGGCGGGCGGCGGAGGCGGCGGCGCGCCCGGGCCCGGCGCGCUAGCCGAGGCCGUGGGCCGCCGCCGCAAGAAGCGCACCAGCAUCGAGUCGGGCGUGCGCGUCGCGCUCGAGAAGGCCUUCCUGCACAACCCCAAGCCCACUAGCGAGGAGAUCUCCGCGCUGGCCGACGCGCUCGGCAUGGAGAAGGAGGUGGUCCGCGUCUGGUUCUGCAACCGCCGCCAGAAGGUAAAGCGCACGCGCCACGAAUCCGACGUGAUGGCCGGCGUCGCGCCGCCGCUCACUAACGCCGCUUGUUGGGGUGUGCAGGAGAAGCGUAUCAACCCGCCGCCGGGCGAGAGCGCGGGUCCCGGCGCGCUGUCGCUGUCGCUGCCGAGCGCGCUGCACGCCGCCGCGCUGCAGCCGCUGGCGCUGCUGGCGCGGCGCCCGGCGCCCGGCGACUGACCCGCGCGUUGAUCACGCGCCGCCCUCACAUAUCCCGUCGCUGUAAAUAGGCGCCGCCGCCACCCGCACUGUACAUACGCAUAUUAGCGGGUGGGCGAGCAGCGCCGGCUAGUCCGUAAGUCUAUCUUAUAAUGUGAAUUCUAUUUAUGUUUAGUGGAGCUGCGGCUCGGAGUGUAGGCCCUCGAGCGAUGCGCGCCCGCGGCCCCGGUGCCGCGGUCAUAUCAGUAGCGCGCCGCGCGUGCGUGUAUGUACGGUGGAUGUGUAGAAAACUAUCUAUAUGUUACAAUAAAAGAUGAUAGAGACUAUUA